AUGGCUCUCACCCCAUGGCCCCACCUCUUCCACCUCCCUCUUCACUCUUCUUCCUCCUCCUCCUCUCACCUCUUCUUCUACUCCCAAUCCCAGUCUUCUCCGCUGCUCCGAAUAACCGAAACAUCCGCCGCGUUCUCUCCGCUCAAGGUCUCGUCGGCCAGUGCCAGGUGCUACAAGUCGGCGACCGAGCCGGAUACUGUCUCCGAUGACGAAGCUGGAGAUCGCGAUAGCGUUAAGACCGCGAACGGUGGAUCGGUGACUGUUACGACGACCUCGUUUUCCGGUGACUCCCUGUCUCUUGGGAUUCGCGAGCCGGUGUAUGAGGUAGAAGAAGUCAAGGCUAAUGGGACGAUUUCCAUAAGAAAAAUUAACAGACGUCAGCUAUUGAAGUCAAGUGGUCUUCGUCCACGUGAUAUUCGAAGUGUUGACCCUUCAUUGUUUCUGACAAAUUCGAUGCCUUCCUUGCUGGUCCGUGAGAAUGCUAUUCUGUUGAAUUUGGGCACAUUACGUGCAAUUGCAAUGCAAGAGCGUGUCCUUAUUUUUGACUACAACCGAAAAGGAGGAAAAGCUUUCAUCGAAGCACUACUGCCUCGACUUAACCCCAAAAAUAUGAAUGGAGGACCAUCUAUGCCAUUUGAACUUGAGGUUGUUGAAGCAGCAUUGCUCUCAAGAAUACAGCGCUUGGAACGAAAAUUAAUGGAUUUAGAACCUCGUGUUCAAAAUAUUCUAGCGGUUUUGCCCAACAAGUUAACUGCUGACAUACUGGAGCAACUUCGUAUCAGCAAGCAAACCUUGGUUGAAUUGGGUUCAAGGGCAGGGGCUCUUAGACAAAUGUUGUUUGAUCUUUUGGAGGACCCUGAAGAAAUACGCCGUAUCUGUAUUAUGGGAAGGAACUGCACACUCAAGAGGGGAAACGAUGCUGUUGAAUGUUCUGUUCCUUCAGAGAAGCAGAUUGCUGACGAAGAAGAGGAAGAAAUUGAGAUGCUUUUGGAAAAUUAUCUUCAAAGAUGUGAAUCUUGCCAUGGCCAGGCUGAAAGGCUUCUUGAUUCUGCUAAAGAAAUGGAAGAUUCUAUAGCUGUUAACUUGAGUUCUCGGAGGCUUGAGGUUAGCAGAGUGGAAUUACUCCUUCAGGUCGGGACCUUUUGUGUGGCACUGGGUGCUCUGGUGGCAGGUAUAUUUGGCAUGAACUUGAGGUCCUAUCUUGAAGAGCAUGUGUUCGCAUUUUGGGUCACAACAGCUGGGAUAAUCGUUGGUGCUAUUGUGGGAUUCUAUCUUAUGUAUUCGUAUCUCAAGACACGAAAAAUAUUGUAAAUAGAAAAGAGAUUCAAAUACAGGUAAAUUCUGAGGUCAAGAACAUUCAUCAACGACAUUGGGAUGGUACCAAGUUCUUUGCACAGUAUUAUUUCGUCAUUAUAUAUGAACUUGUAUGCGAUAUCUCCAACAAGAUUGCAGCAUGGCGGCCUGUCAAGACAAGCAAGUUAUUUUGACUUUGCCAAUUUGCGCAAUUACCUAUACACAAUAGGCAGUCUUCUUCUAGUGGAGGAGUUGUUGGAGUUGUAGCCCGUAUAUUUUGGCUACAAUGAAAGCUGGAGUGUCUUCUUGUAAGCAGUUGAGAAGUU
This is a messenger RNA of Fragaria vesca subsp. vesca, 1619 nucleotides long. RefSeq names its product magnesium transporter MRS2-11, chloroplastic-like. Gene Ontology annotation, molecular function: magnesium ion transmembrane transporter activity. Gene Ontology annotation, cellular component: membrane. The record is from RefSeq and is a predicted model, not a curated record. Bases 1 to 1311 code for a protein of 436 amino acids. Gene Ontology annotation, biological process: transmembrane transport; magnesium ion transport. The transcript has 14 exons. Lineage: Eukaryota; Viridiplantae; Streptophyta; Magnoliopsida; Rosales; Rosaceae.